Molecule: messenger RNA, 1115 nt
Organism: Telopea speciosissima
Lineage: Eukaryota; Viridiplantae; Streptophyta; Magnoliopsida; Proteales; Proteaceae
Exons: 3
Coding region: 96-833 (245 amino acids)
Source: RefSeq, a predicted model, not a curated record
CGGUGAGAUUCCGAAUAAGGAAAAGCGGAGACAAAAACCCAAAGUUUGCGUGAAGCUCUGAAAGAAUUCUUCGAAGAAAUCCGAAGUGGAGAAUAAUGGAAAGCAGCAGUAGCAGAUUCAGCGCCGAAGAGGUGAUUUCAAAGCUUAAGGACGAUGGGGACUUCGACAGGCUUCGCCUCAAGAUCAUCCGCAAGCUCAAAGAAGAUGAAGACCUGCGUAAUAGUAUUAUUUCAAUGGUUAAGCAGUCAGAAACACUUAAUCGCCAAGGAGCUGACCAUUUGAAACCUAGACAGCUUUCAGAUGCCAUUCAUGAAGAGAUUGGGGACAAAGUUAUGGCCCAGAUUUCUGAUGGGGUGUGGACAGUGAUCAGAUCAAGUGAUGGCAUGAAAAGUGAGAUUACAGAUACAGUAAAAUCUGUGUAUGAUAAGUUAGCAAACCCAAAAGGGAAGGAAGUGGACGAGUCAUCCCUUGCUAGUGACCCGAGAUCAGUUGACAAACAAACUGCCAGAAAUGAUACACUCACAGUCUCUAUCUCUGGAAGAGAUGAUACAUCAUCAGACAGUGAUCCAAAAGAACCACCUGGUUUCUCCCCACCUGAUCAUCAGCUAGCCAAAAUCCAACAGGAAGAACCGGAAGAACACCUGCAACUUCCUGUGCAUCACCAAGAAAAACAUGUGGAAGGACAAAAGGAAGAGCCACAGCAUACGCAUGCAGAGUUGCAGAUGGAUGAUGGUGAUCCCAGUGUCCCACCUGGCUUUGGUGCAGUUUUAUAUCACCAGCAACCAUGUGAUGGUAGUGAUGAUGAUCCUGAUGUGCCUCCUGGUUUUGGUUGAUUGGCUAGCACACAGGCCCUUGUCUGUUGUCACACUACCAUUGAACUAAAAGAUGUUGCUGCCAUUGUUUAGUCGUGUUACUGGAAUGUAAUGUACUUACCAAGACUAGCUUACCAUGCACUGCAAAUUUUAAAUGGGAUUUGAUGAUCAAGGAGAGAUCAUGUAAAAGUACUUGUUGGAUGGUUUGAAGCUCCAACUACUACCAAUAACUCUUUCUACUUUAUCUGUCACUUUAUUUUGCUCUGUUUUAUUUCUAGGCCCCUCUGUAUCAAUGAAUCCUCU